AUGCUGCGGCUGGCUAACCCGUCCGUACGUUCGGUUUACGGCGCACACGCACAGCUGAUGCCCGGUGUCCGCUGCCCGACCUGUGCGAGCAAUGGCGUGGAAGUGUGGGUGCUGGAGGGCCGGCGGUGCGCGAAGUGCGGGACGGCCUGUCUUUAG
Thermothielavioides terrestris NRRL 8126 is the source of this 156-nucleotide messenger RNA. RefSeq lists its product as uncharacterized. The coding region runs from base 1 to 156 and encodes 51 amino acids. The record is from RefSeq and is a predicted model, not a curated record. The transcript has a single exon. NCBI's taxonomy places the organism in Eukaryota, Fungi, Ascomycota, Sordariomycetes, Sordariales, Chaetomiaceae.